AUGGCAGCACAUUCGACGCCACGUGACUGUAAGGCCGACCUUGCACGACACUCUGAGAUCUCAUUGCUGAAGGAGGAAAUCACCCGCCGUACGGUGCCCGACGUGGCGGCGGUAGUGGGCAGGAGGCCGCUCCAGAAGGGCGUUGAGGUCUGUCGCAACAACGUGCGCUGGCCGGGCCUAGACGGCCACGCCAUCCCCGACCAGUGCACCAGCGCGCACUACCUCUACCAGGUGUCAAACAGAGGCGGCCUGGAUGGCGUCCUUAUCGUCGACGCUUCUGGGGUCGCCGCCCCGCGGGGGUGGAUAGGGGCUAGUGAGAGGGGCGAUGCCGGCACGACGAACCCGUUGAAGCCGCAUAUCCGGUGCUUCUUGGAAGGCCGGGCCCGUAUCGUCGAGGUCCACAACGCCAGAGCGACGGCGCGCUUCGUUGACGCCCUAGAGGGUAGGGCGGUCGCGGGUGGGUCGCACGGCGUGCGGGUCCUUCAUGUUGAGCGGCUCGAGCGUACUGGCCCCCGUCUUGUUCGGCGUGCGGUGCGGGGGAGGCCAGGGGUCUCCUCCCGCUCCUCGUUGGUCAUCAUGGCUCCGUCCGACCACCAUGGCCGACUCGAAGGCAUAUGGGGCAGCCUGGUGUUCCAUGCCGGCGAGAGCAACGAGAGUUUGAGAUUUUCGAGACUUCCGAUGUGGGGCGAGAAUUCCGCUGAGCCAAGAAAGGUCAGGUAGACCCCGACCGGCCAUGAGGGACAGCGCGCUCACAAGUUCGAAGUAGUUUGCACGGGAAAUGUAACGAAGGACCCCAUUAAAUCGAUUGCAUAGCUCGGUGGCGUCUACCCCAACCCCCUGUUCACACUUGGCGUCCAAAGCUUUCCCGCAUUUUUUCUGGGGAGGCUCUCGUCUUCCUGAGACAGCUCUCCAUCCAGCUGGGAGACGUAAGUUGGCAACAGCUGCAUGCACCCUUCCGAGAUGUUCAUCGAUCUCGGGCAGCCCAGUGAUGGAGUCCAUAUUCCGGGGGGGGGUGUUUCGCGCCGUACUGGCCGUUUCGUGGGGAGGUCUAAUUCGGCAAACAUCAAGACCCCUCUCUCCUCACUCAGUCGACUUGAGCUGCUGCUGCUUGAGUUUUUCCUCCCCCCCUUCGUAGUCUUCACCCCACAUUCUAGACUUAUGUGGUUUGGAGCUGUUGGCAAAGCGCUGUAAAACACGCCACCCCAAAUAUAGCCCCCAUAGUAUGCGCUACCAAAGACGCGUGACGCAUGGAUGCGUGGAGUGAAGAUAGCUUACGGAAACCUCACAGGUUGCGUGAUGUAGGAGACUGCCGGACACAGACGUGUUGAGUGAUUAUAGCUGUAUACUGAAACCCCUAGGGUUGAGUGAGGUUUGAGAUUGCCAGACACAUAGACGGGUUGAGUAGGGAUAGCUGCAUACUGAAACCCCACCGGUUGAGUGAUGUUGGAGUGCCGGACACAUAGACGCGUUGAAUGAGGAUAGACACAUAUUGAAACCUCACAGGUGAUUUGUGAUGGAGAUUGCCGGACACGUAGACGCGUUGAGUGAGGACAGCUGCAUACUGAAACCUCACAGAUGGAUUGAUUGCCGGACACAUAGACGCGUUGAGUAAGGAUAGCUGUAUACUGA
This is a messenger RNA of Ectocarpus sp. CCAP 1310/34, 1629 nucleotides long. The record is from the annotation of a GenBank genome assembly. Lineage: Eukaryota; Phaeophyceae; Ectocarpales; Ectocarpaceae.